AGGAAAACGCUCGUUGCAAACUGCCAGAGCAACGGCACAGCAGAGCGCGUUGCUUUCAAGUAUUACUGAACCUUUUUUGUUGUUGUUCUGCGUGUGUGUUGUUGUAGUUGCUGCCUUACGUGCACGCGCGUACAGCUGCGUCUCUCGCCUUUAUUAGAAGUAUUCUUCUCAACAUUCAUACACACAUAUAUAUAUAUAUAUAUAUUUAUAGACCCACAGGGGAUCAAUACAUACACAAAGAAGACAAUGAGUGUACACGCUGCUAUUGGCGACAAGGACGUGUUGCAGCGUCGCACCACCACCAAUGCGAAGUAUAACGGCGUGCAGGCCGUUGUCGAGUCUGGUGUGACGGCGCAGGUUGCGCAGUACAUGAAGGAAAGCAAAAUUAAAACGAAGCAGCAGCCGGGCGAGCUCUUCAAGCGAACUCGCACCGAUGCUGUGGCAAGCUACUUGCGUGGUCAAGAGCCGAAGGUAGCCUUGGAGGACGGAGGCUUUGCGCAUCCGAUGGACGAGUACGGCGGUGCAGAGAGCGGUGAGGGCAAACAGACCAUCGACUACCUGCUGCUGGACUGCCGGGAUCUCGAGCACUACGAGGCGUGCCACAUCAAAACAGCACUGCAUUACCCCAAAAUCAAGCUGCACCACGCCACCAGCCCUUUUCUGCCUGAGAUGUACGUCUUCAGGAACAAGGAGAAUAAACGGAUUGUUCUGUACGAUUUAGAGGAGGAGGCCGUGGUGCCGAUCGCAAAUGUGAUGUUCCAGAAGGGGGUGGACAACGUGUCCAUCAUCGCUGGUGGAUUACGUGAGUUCGCGCAGGACUACGCGGCGAUGUUGACGGGGCCCUGCCCGGUGCCCAUCGUGCCGCGGGACGUGCGGAUGAAGCGCCGCGCAGAUGAGGCGACGCUGGCACGCAGCGAAGCCCGUAGCACCAUGUCACACAAGCCGAAGGCGCUGUCGAGCAGUCUGGCAAGACCGACGCGGAAGAGCACCUUCUGA
Messenger RNA from Leptomonas pyrrhocoris, 996 nucleotides. RefSeq lists its product as hypothetical. Bases 247 to 996 code for a protein of 249 amino acids. NCBI's taxonomy places the organism in Eukaryota, Euglenozoa, Kinetoplastea, Trypanosomatida, Trypanosomatidae. The record is from RefSeq and is a predicted model, not a curated record. Gene Ontology annotation, cellular component: ciliary basal body. The transcript has a single exon. Gene Ontology annotation, biological process: cilium assembly; protein polyglutamylation.